AUGUUCUUCCUCUACAACCUCGAGCGGAGGGUUACCCUUCAUCCUUCGUACUUCGGCAAGAACAUGCAGGAGCUGGUCACUACGAAGCUGCUCAAGGAUGUGGAGGGCACAUGCGCUGGCAACUACUACAUCAUUUCCAUCAUGGAUACCUUUGACAUCUCCCCAGGAAAGAUCCUGCCUGGAAAUGGUCUGGCUGAGUUCACGGUUGGCUAUCGCGCCGUAGUCUGGCGUCCUUUCAAGGGCGAGACGGUCGAUGCCGUUGUCUACUCUGUCAAUGCUCAUGGCUUCUUCGCUCAGGCAGGUCCACUACGGCUGUUCGUCUCGUCGCAUAUGAUUCCCGCUCAGGUCAAGUAUGACCCGAACGCGACCCCGCCUCAGUUCACCGAUAAUGAAGAUUAUCGUGUCGAGCCGGGCACUCAUAUUCGAGUCAAGAUUAUGGGUACCCGAAGCGAGGUUGGAGAGAUGUGGGCCAUUGGCACGAUCAAUGAGGAUUACCUUGGACCACUCGGUCCCUAA
This is a messenger RNA of Thyridium curvatum, 516 nucleotides long. RefSeq lists its product as uncharacterized. The coding region runs from base 1 to 516 and encodes 171 amino acids. The record is from RefSeq and is a predicted model, not a curated record. Gene Ontology annotation, molecular function: single-stranded RNA binding; single-stranded DNA binding; translation initiation factor binding. Gene Ontology annotation, cellular component: P-body; RNA polymerase II, core complex. Gene Ontology annotation, biological process: positive regulation of translational initiation; DNA-templated transcription; positive regulation of nuclear-transcribed mRNA poly(A) tail shortening. The transcript has 4 exons. NCBI's taxonomy places the organism in Eukaryota, Fungi, Ascomycota, Sordariomycetes, Thyridiales, Thyridiaceae.